GCCAGCCUGGUAGCGCGUUCAUUCCUUGAAUAAUGAAGUUUAAUACAUAGUUACGGCAUGUGCACUCAGGGCUGACCCGAGAUUCCUCGGGGAAUCGUCGGUGUAUCGCUACGCUCCGUGAAUUUAACUAAUCUUAGGGUGCGACCAUUGCGGAUAUCAAGACUGGUGCUGAUCGGUGUCUAGUUGCUUAUACUAAAUCCUAGGACAUCAACAAUCCUAUCUCCACCUUGCACAAUUCACACUUAGCCAAUAUCCUACAUUAUCUGAGAAGAAAAACUUACAAAGAUAAAGCGCCGUGGAAUCACCUCUCGCCAGAUUCGGCGAGAUAAAUUCAAUUGGGCCUUCUCAUGACGUCGCAGAAGCAUACAUAUGCGCAGGGACUUCCACCGUCACGGGGAAGAAUAAAAUCUUACUCUUCGAAGAGUACUGAACGAAGAUCGCAGACCUUCGAGUGGCCCAUCGUGAGCCAGCCACUAUGGUGAUCCGACCACUUCGAUUGGUCACUGUAUCAGCAUUAGGGAAGACCAUACGGAGCACAGUGGUACUUUUGCUCGAGACAGCCAGUUUAAAUCUAUACCUAUUCCUAGGUGAACUUGAGCUUGAGCGAGAUAAGAGGCACUCAGGUAGACUGAGAUCCUACUCGACUCUCCUGAUAUUGGCGCUAUCUUCAUUUACCCACCUUUGCUAUGGUUGGUUACUGCUCAACUUCAUUGCAUGGUGCUUACUAACGACCAUAACCGAAGGUUUUGUUGCAAAGGGAGAUUCUUCUGCCUCCAGCACAGUCAACCUUGAAGGCUUUACAGGUACGGUGCUUGGGUUUUUUUGCCAUAGAGGAAGACUCCUCUCACUGUAAUCUCAGUCCCGAGGUCCGGCCUCUCCUGGAAGUUUGCCAGGCACUUAGGGAAAAGGGAUUUGAGGAAAAUGACAUUGUUCAGCUCGCCGACAAUGAAUUGUUAGACGACUGUGUCCGACACAUUUCGAAUUGUCUCACGGAUAAUAGCUUAUUCCUCUUGUCGCUCCUUACUUGGCACUUUGACUCGUCGAUUGACCAUUUGUCGCCAGUGCCAACGCCUUCCCGAGGGAUCUUGCAAUUCUUCGCGCAAACCUCGGACAAUUAUGAAGCCGAGUUCGAGACUCUUCAAGUCCAGUACAAUCAGCGAGUAGGGCAGAGGAUAAGGUUGGAAGACUUUAAGGGUAAAUUUAUGGCCUUGGUACACUUGCUCGAAUCCAUGUUUCAGAAUGUAUGGACGUCCAUAUAAUACUCCGUGGCAAAAACUUAUAUUCCCACCGUCCUUGGUUUUUUCUUUCUUUUCUUUUCUCUCUUUUUUUUUUGGGGGGGGGGUACUGUAUACCGGAUUUCUCAUAAACAUAAAAUCAUUAUUCUGUCAAAUGUACGGUAAUUCCUUUCGCAAUCGUUGGAACAGAACAUAUGGGAUAAUUAAUAAAAGACGGCUCAAGAUGGGCGGUAAUCCAGCUAGUGGAAGAGCUCUUCGAAUGGUGAUAACAGCCCAAGGCCCCGGGGCAAAAGUCUUCAAAAAUGUUCGAAAUCUGUGAGGCAAGGCAAG
Aspergillus alliaceus is the source of this 1565-nucleotide messenger RNA. RefSeq lists its product as uncharacterized. NCBI's taxonomy places the organism in Eukaryota, Fungi, Ascomycota, Eurotiomycetes, Eurotiales, Aspergillaceae. The record is from RefSeq and is a predicted model, not a curated record. The transcript has a single exon. Bases 476 to 853 code for a protein of 125 amino acids.